AUGUCUGACACUUCGGCCAACCAUUCACCAGCAGUUGUAAAACCAAAGCGAGGCCGCAAACCUAAAAGUAAACCAAGGACAGAAGAAGAAAAUAAUGCGUUAGCAAAAUUAAUGAGUGAUUUGGAAGCAAUGAAAGUUUCGCAGGCUGCCAGAGAUGCUGAGAAUGCCCGUUUGAAUGCAGAGCUGAUGGCCAUGCGUGCUUAUCGAUCCACGGUCCUCUCAGAGACCAGAAUUGGCCAGCAGACGGUUUCACCUACGCCUGUUGGGGGAACAAGCUCUACACCUGGUGAAAAUCUCGACGCACAAGCUGGUGCAAAUAAUACACAAGUUGGAAACCAACCUAACGAAAACAAUUUCCAAGACCGACGACGAGCCUUAGAAAGCCUUACCAGCUUGCGGGCAAACCAACAUGAAGAUUCAACAACGGUCACAACAGAAAAAAACAUACCUUCGAGUGAAGAUUUGCCAGUUAUUCCGAAGCCCAAAGGCCAAGCAGGAAGAGACUUCACACUUUGUGUAAAAAUGGGGUUAUCGAAGAGCACAAAGGGUCUUGUGACAUAUAACGCAUUAGUUCGAAAUACUCACCGGGCAGUUCAUGAGUCCCGGAUCCCUUGGGAUAAGUAUGAAUGGAGGAAUAUUGCUGCUGCCGACAAAGCACUACUGUUCGCAAUUAUGCGCGAGCGUGAUCCCAUCUUGAAACGCUUCGAGACGGACUGGGCAUCAGAGUGUCUAGUACGCCAAUACAUCAAGAACUUGCGUGGCAAAAGUUUUCGGUCUCACACCAUUCAACGCAGUGCUAAGUACGAUUACCUCACCGCAAAUUCAGCGCAGCGUGACCAGUCUAAAUCGCGGAAAUCCAAUGCUCAAAAGGACUACAUUCGACGAAAGGAAAAGGCUAAAGAAGCCAAGGAGGCAGCAAAGGCUGAACGGAGAAAGAGGAGACGAUUGAGGCGUAGAGCUGAGGUUGUUGACAGUGAUGUGGAAAUGCCGGAGUUCAUUGAAGGGUCAUCGGGAUUGCAGACUAAUAAUGGUGGGGAAAAUGAAAUGGAUGUAGACGAAGAAGAAGAGGAAGAGACGGCGAUGUGA
Messenger RNA from Lentinula edodes (shiitake mushroom), 1086 nucleotides. RefSeq lists its product as uncharacterized. Lineage: Eukaryota; Fungi; Basidiomycota; Agaricomycetes; Agaricales; Omphalotaceae. The coding region runs from base 1 to 1086 and encodes 361 amino acids. The transcript has 5 exons. The record is from RefSeq and is a predicted model, not a curated record.